Molecule: messenger RNA, 1332 nt
Organism: Galleria mellonella (greater wax moth)
Lineage: Eukaryota; Metazoa; Arthropoda; Insecta; Lepidoptera; Pyralidae
Product: lipase 3-like
Exons: 1
Coding region: 16-1332 (438 amino acids)
Biological process (GO): lipid metabolic process
Molecular function (GO): hydrolase activity, acting on ester bonds
Source: RefSeq, a predicted model, not a curated record
UCAUUUUUGCCUAAAAUGAUCAUUCGAAGCGUUUUAUUCGUAAUAUUCAGUGAGAUGCUAAAAGUUAUAAAUGGCGAAAAUUGUACAUUGUUUGAAAGAAAUGCUGCUGACAUCGACAAUGAUGUGUUUGAAGAAAUUAAAGAUUAUGCGGACAGUGGAGCGUUCGAAGCGUUGUUCAACAUCACAGCAAUUGAAUCGAUUUAUCAUGAGUUCAAGUCGAUAAAAUACAAUGAAGAUAUAUUCUUGAACAUAACACAGUUAUUACAUAAAUAUGGUUAUUUUGCAGAACAGCAUGAGGUGCAGACUAGUGAUGGCUAUUUACUGAACAUGUUCCGGAUACCAAAUAAGGGUCCUGUCGUGUUUCUUAUGCAUGGAAUUUUUUGUAGUUCUGAUGAUUAUGUGACUCCUGGACCAGACCGUGGGCUAGCCUACCUACUUGCUGAUGCAGGUUAUGACGUAUGGAUGGGAAACGCUCGUGGCACAAUACAUUCUAGAAAUCACAUUAGUUUGUCUCCAUCUUGCGCCGAGUUCUGGGAUUUCACCUGGGAUGAGAUUGGACGCUAUGAUCUGCCGAUUAUGAUUGAUUAUGCCUUGAAUGCAACUAAUCAGGAACAACUAAUAUAUAUUGGACAUUCCCAAGGCACGACAACAUUUUUCGUUUUAUGUUCGGAAAGACCAGAAUACAAUGAUAAAAUUAGACUAAUGGUAGCUCUAUCAGCGGUGUCAUUUUUGUCUCAUACUAAAAGUCUGUUUUUUCAAAUUGUAAGUCCUAUAAACUCACUAUUUUGGGAUGCGACAAAAGCAAUGAAUAUAUAUGAAUUUAUGCCAAGAAACGCAUUAAUGGAAUUCUUAACAAGCACCUUCUGCGGGACUCCAGCAACGGCUACAAUAGUGUGUGACAAUGAAGUCUUUUUUUUUGCUGGUCCAGAUUUUACUCAGAUUAAUUCUACUGCUUUGCCUGUAUUAUUUGGUCAUGCGCCUGCUGGUAUAGCAACGAAACAAUUAAUACAUUACGUGCAGCUGAUACAAUCAGCAAAAUUUGGACAAUUUGAUCAUGGCUGGAGAAAUAUAGAGAAAUACGGAUCUACGAUACCUCCGGAUUAUCCUGUUGAAAAAAUAACCUCACCCGUGGCUGUAUUCUAUAGCCGUAAUGAUUGGUUUGGUGAUAUUGAAGAUGUCGAAAUACUUAUAAAGAGACUACCGAAUUUAUUUAAAUUUGUAACAGUGCAAUAUGAAAGUUUUUCUCAUAUGGACUAUAUAUGGGCUAGGGAUGUAAAAGAAUUAUUAUACGUAGAUGUUCUAAAUGUAAUCGAAGAGUGUCUAAAUAGUUAA